AUGGACGCCAGAGAAAAUGGUGCAUUAUCACGUCGUCCUCAAGGACAUGCUUUUCGAGCAAAGCACAAUAUUGCUCGAAAUUUCAAAAAUAAUAUGAUGAUGGCAAAAUCCCGGUUGCCUCAUCCAUUUACCUGUAGACACUGCAAUGCAAGAUUGUUUCAUCAUGAAUCACGUGACACGUGUUGUAAUGGUGGAAAGGUAUCAUUCUCACGAGUUGAUGCUCCUAUAGAAUUGCAACAAUUAUUUUUGGAUGGUUCAGCUGAAGGAAAACAUUUUAGGCAACAUAUUCGAAGUUAUAACCAUGUGCUUUCAUUCACUUCAAUUGGUGUUCAUGUUGAUGAGAAUAUUCUUGCAUCUAGUCGUGGUAUAUACACAUUUCGUGCUCAAGGUGCUUUUUACCAUAACAUAGGAGGUUUCUAUCCGAAUGAGGGUGUCAGGCCGCGUUUCUUACAACUAUACAUCUACGACACCGAUAAUGAGCUACAUAAUAGAAUGCAGGAAAAUCCACAGCUGCACCAAAAUGUAGAUCACAAAUUACAGAAAAUGCUCCAUCAGUUUAAUCCUUUUGUAAUUAGGUUCAAGCAACUUUCAAUACUUCCAAAUAUCAGUGAAUGUAGCCUCAUACUUAAGGAGCGUCCAAGUAAUCACCAUCAAUACAAUCUUCCAACUGCUGAACAACUUGCGGCAAUUAUUGUUGGAUGUGAUGCAGAUUCUAUGGAUUAUGGAAGGGAUAUUAAUGUCAUCCGUUGUGAUGGAAAUCUCAAGAAAGUUCAAGAGACAAAGGGAUAUUAUGAUCCUUUACAAUACCCUGUAUUGUUUCCAUUUGGGACGCAUGGUUGGGACAUCAACACAACAAAUUGCAAUGGACGAAGAGUGUCAUGUCGAGCAUAUUACAGUUACAUGCUUCAAGGAGAUUAUGUCAAAAUUGAAUCAGGGAGAUUAAGGUGGGUUAAAGAGCACCAAGGUGAUAUACAUUCUGAACUGUACCAAGAGAACAUUGGAAAAAGAAUAAUAUUGCCAUCAUCAUUUAUUGGCGGUCGUCGAGACAUGACACAACGUUAUGAAGAUGGCAUGGCCAUUGUUCUUAAUGGCGGUAAACCAGAUAUUUUUCUAACAAUGACAUGCAAUCCUUCUUGGAGUGAGAUAACAUCAGAACUUUUGCCUUUUCAAACACCACAAGAUCGUCCAGAUUUGCUAACAAGAAUAUUUCGUUCGAAAUUUGAGAAAUUGAAGGAUGAUGUUAUUAAUAAAGGAGUCCUGGGUAAAGUUAAAAGCUACAUGUAUGUCACUGAAUUUCAAAAGCGAGGACUGCCGCAUGUGCGUAUGUUGUUGGUCUUAGAAAGUAACGAUAAGUUGCGUGACCCAAAAGAUUAUGAUAGUAUGACGGACAUUGUAAAAAAAAGGUAUUCCAAACAAUUCUUGGAUGAAACACGUCAAGGCGCUGACUCAUAUCCCGAGUAUAGGAGAAGGUUUGAUGAGUCUGUAUCGUUAGGUAGAGAUAGGUCUGUCGAUAAUAGAUGGGUGGUUCCUUAUAACCCUUGGUUACUGUUAAAGUAUGAUUGUCACAUCAAUGUAGAGAUUUGUAGUAGCAUUAAAAGUAUCAAGUAUCUAUACAAAUAUGUGUACAAGGGCUCUGAUCGUGUGGCUAUGGAGGUUCAUAAAGGAUCAUACAUGGAUGAAGUUCAACAAUAUGUUGAUGCAAGAUGGAUUUGUGCUCCCGAGGCAUUAUGA
Messenger RNA from Lathyrus oleraceus (garden pea), 1731 nucleotides. RefSeq lists its product as uncharacterized. Lineage: Eukaryota; Viridiplantae; Streptophyta; Magnoliopsida; Fabales; Fabaceae. The coding region runs from base 1 to 1731 and encodes 576 amino acids. The transcript has 5 exons. The record is from RefSeq and is a predicted model, not a curated record.